Necator americanus (New World hookworm) is the source of this 879-nucleotide messenger RNA. RefSeq lists its product as uncharacterized. The transcript has 6 exons. NCBI's taxonomy places the organism in Eukaryota, Metazoa, Nematoda, Chromadorea, Rhabditida, Ancylostomatidae. Bases 1 to 879 code for a protein of 292 amino acids. Gene Ontology annotation, biological process: adenylate cyclase-modulating G protein-coupled receptor signaling pathway. Gene Ontology annotation, molecular function: G protein-coupled receptor binding; guanyl nucleotide binding; GTPase activity. Gene Ontology annotation, cellular component: heterotrimeric G-protein complex. The record is from RefSeq and is a predicted model, not a curated record.
AUGUUUAUUUCUCGAUAUAUAAUAUAUUCUAGAGAAUUUCCUGUGCGAUCACGAUUCCCGUGUAGUCCUAUCCGAUCCGUAAUGGGUGCAUGUGAGUCAGUCGAUUCGAAAGCAGCUCGUGAAGCUGCAAUGGUUUCAAAAAAAAUCGACAAGGAACUUGAGAGGAAAAACAACGGUAACAUGGAACAAAAACUAUUACUACUAGGUCCCGGUGAAAGUGGAAAAAGCACCUGUUUAAAGCAGCUGAAAAUACUUCACGCAAAUGGUUACUCAGAACAGGAAAUACAGGAGAAAAAAUUUGUUGUUUACAUGAAUAUUGUGCAAGCGAUGGCGGCUCUUCUGGACGCAAUGGAGGUGUUGGGGAUUUCUUUCGACAACAACUCUAUGGAGAUCCACGGGAAACUCGUCCGCAAAGUCUACGCGUCCGGUUGCGAAUUCAUCGAAUGGGGUCCGGAGUUGCGAGCGGCAGUUCGUGAACUUUGGGCUGACAGUGGAGUGAGAAAAGCGUAUUCGAUGAAAAAUUCCUUUCAUAUCAGUGAAAGUGCCGAAUACUUCUUCAAUGAAUUGGAACGUAUUUCUAAGAAAAACUACAAACCAUCACUUCUCGAUAUUCUUCAUACGCGUGUACCUACGUCUGGUGUUGUACAAUUUUAUUUCACCAUGAAGGGUAUCAAUUUUGAAGUUUUUGAUGUUGGUGGACAACGAUCGGAACGGCGAAAAUGGAUACAUUGUUUUGACAACGUUAACGCCGUUAUUUAUGUGGCCGCCAUUAGUGAAUAUGAUCAAGUUUUACGUGAGGAUAACAAAACGCCGGACGUGACGGAACCGGAUACGCUGCCUCGGUCGCCUACAUUAGAAAACGUUUCGAAAAUGCGUUAA